Molecule: messenger RNA, 1479 nt
Organism: Opisthocomus hoazin
Lineage: Eukaryota; Metazoa; Chordata; Aves; Opisthocomiformes; Opisthocomidae
Source: RefSeq, a predicted model, not a curated record
AUGGAUGUCGGAUUGACUGGAGUGCUUACUACCCUCCUCCUCCUCCUCUCCGUCCUGUGGUUCCUGGCCUGGAGAAACGAUAAGAAGAGAAGCCAGCUGCCUCCGGGACCAGCCCCGUGGCCCGUUCUGGGCAACUUAUGGCAAAAGGACAUCUUGCCCCUCUACAGGACCUAUGAGAAGGUAAGAGAGGAGCUGGCAGUGCUCGGCUUGGGUGUGAAGCCGGCGGUGGUGCUCUGCGGGUACGAGGUGGUGAAGGAUGCUCUGCUGGGCCACUACGAGGAGUUUGGAGGGAGACCUGAAAUACCCCUCCUGAUGCAGCUAUCGAAAGACUACGGUUUUGUCUCCCAUGACGAGGAGAAGUGGCGGGAGCUACGGAGGUUCACGCUCAGCACCCUGCGGGACUUCGGGAUGGGCAAGAGCUCCAUGUCGUGGCGAGUGCAGCAGGAGGCCCAGCACCUGGUGGACCUGCUGGCAAAACUCAGAGGAAAUGCCUUCGAGCCAAUGACAAUGUUCAGACAUGCAGCUGCGAACGUGAUCUGCUCCGUUGUCUUCGGAAGCCGUUACAGCUACAGCGACAAAGCCUUUCUGGAGCUACUGAACAUGAUCGGGAAUUACAUCAGCUUCUUCCUCUCCCCCAUCGCCAUGGUCUACAACACCUUCCCCAACAUCAUGCACCACCUCCCAGGGCCACACAAGAAAGCCCUGGAUGAGUGUGAGAAGCUGAAGGACUACAUCCGAGAAAAAGUGGAGCUUCACAAGCUGACACUGGAUCCCAGCUGCCCCCGGGACUACAUUGACUGUUUCCUUAUGAAAGCAGAGAAGGAGAAGAGAAGCAUAUACAGCAAUGAAGACUUGGUCAUGUCAGUAUUCGACCUCUUUGGUGCCGGGACAGUGACCACUAGCAAUAGCCUGGUCUUCUUCCUCUUGAUCCUGGCAAAAUACCCCCAUAUUCAAGCCAAGGUCCAAGAGGAGAUCGAUGCGGUGGUGGGUCCUGGCCGUGUUCCCAGCACAGAGGAUAAGCUGAGGAUGCCGUACACCAACGCGGUGAUCCAUGAGAUGCAGCGCUUCCACAAGUCCCGCACCGAGAACUUCCCACGGAUGACGACGCAGGACGUCGUGUUCAGGGGCCACACCAUCCCCAAGGGCACAGCUGUUAUUCCGGUAUAUUCUUCCGUCCAUAUGGAUCCAACCCAGUGGGAGAACCCCAAAGAAGUCGACCCAGGCCACUUCUUGGAUGGGAAGGGCGAGUUCAGGAAGCGCGACGCCUUCAUGCCUUUCUCGGCAGGGAAGCGGGUGUGCCCAGGAGAGGCACUGGCCCGCAUUGAGCUCUUCCUCUUCCUCACCACGCUGCUGCAGAACUUCACCUUCCAGCUCGCCGUUGAGCACGAGGAGAUGGAUUUAUUCUCUCUAUGGCUCAAGAUAGAGAGGAAGGUGAUACCGGGCAAGUUCUUCGCCAUUCAGCGCCCGGUGUCCGCUUGA